Molecule: messenger RNA, 873 nt
Organism: Ustilago hordei
Lineage: Eukaryota; Fungi; Basidiomycota; Ustilaginomycetes; Ustilaginales; Ustilaginaceae
Product: putative UBC6 - E2 ubiquitin-conjugating enzyme
Exons: 4
Coding region: 1-873 (290 amino acids)
Source: RefSeq, a predicted model, not a curated record
AUGGCGAGCAAGGCCGCGAUCAAGCGCCUCACCAAAGAGGCUCAGCUCAUGGACAAAGACCCUCCGCCGCUCGUCUACGCUAGACCACGUGAGGACAACAUUCUUGAAUGGCAUUACAUCUUGCGUGGCCCGCCCGACACACCCUACGCCGGAGGCGAGUACCAUGGUCAGCUCCUUUUUCCGCCCGAGUUCCCCUUCAAGCCACCCGGCAUCAAGAUGCAGACGCCAAGUGGCCGCUUCGCACCCAACACCAAGAUCUGCACUUCGAUGAGUGACUACCACCCCCACACCUGGCAACCAGGCUGGAACACUUCGACCAUCUUGAUUGGCCUCCUCUCCUUCAUGUGCUCCGACGAGAUGACCACCGGGUCCGUGACUGCCUCGGACGCCGAUCGACGCAAGCUUGCGGCCCAGUCGCAUGCCUUCAACCUGACUCAAAAGAAAUUUUGCCAAAUCUUCCCAGAGUACGCCGGGCCCGAGAUCAAGGACUUGCCCAACAUGGGCGACAAGGCUAAACUCAACAGCACCUCGACCCAGUCAGACGGGGCUCUCCAUGGGGACGACAAGACACAAAAGGUAGGACUCGAUACCCUUGUUUCGUCACCGGCAUCGGGUUCUACUGCAUCGCAGGGCUUAAGAAAUCGUUCUCAACCACCACAAAGUCUCGAUAUCACAUCAUCAAAGCCUAGCGAGACACGCUCAGCUGCCGCUGGCAGUGCGGGCGAAGGUCACCGACGCGGUGAAGAAGUAAGACCAAGAAACAACGGGCGAAGAGAUUUGUUCGGAGUACGCAGCUCCCUGGUGGUAUUUGCUGUUCUAGCAUAUCUCUUUAUCAGUCGUGUAAUGAACGCCAGUGCGAAUGGUAUCAUUUGA